Messenger RNA from Cyclospora cayetanensis, 4128 nucleotides. RefSeq lists its product as uncharacterized. The coding region runs from base 1 to 4128 and encodes 1375 amino acids. The transcript has 13 exons. The record is from RefSeq and is a predicted model, not a curated record. Gene Ontology annotation, cellular component: IRE1-TRAF2-ASK1 complex. Gene Ontology annotation, molecular function: protein serine/threonine kinase activity; metal ion binding; RNA endonuclease activity. Gene Ontology annotation, biological process: protein phosphorylation; intrinsic apoptotic signaling pathway in response to endoplasmic reticulum stress; IRE1-mediated unfolded protein response. Lineage: Eukaryota; Apicomplexa; Conoidasida; Eucoccidiorida; Eimeriidae.
AUGGCGCUUCCUCCUGUUCUAGACGAAGAGAACCUCUACAAAUUCCGCACCAAGAUAUGCGAGCGCUACGUCAAACAGGGAAAAUGUGAAUUUGCCGACAAGUGCCAGUACAGCCAUGACCUGCGCUGGACACGCCGCCCUCCAUGGAAGUACACGUAUUCUCCUGAAUUAUGUCGGGACCUCGUGUUUGUGACAGACGGGAGGGGCCGUACAAUAGCCAAGUCGAACUGCAAGCAGAAGAGAAACUGCAGAUUUGCGCACACCAAGGAGGAACAGAUGUAUCACCCCAAAGUAUAUAAAACAGCCAUGUGCCACCAGUUCAAGGAAAAUGGCUGGUGUGACAGAUAUUACUGCCCCUUCGCGCAUUCCGACGCGGAGUUGCGUCCUACAGAGCAGAGUGAAGAGGGCCGCAGGACGUUCGCCAAAGCCGCAGUUCAAGAAGUGCUUUGUCCUGACAUCUAUUUGCCAUCAGACCGCCCACACCCUCGCCUAAGGGCCCGCUUCUUAGCCAUCAUGGAUGGCAUUCCUUCCCAGAGCCACUUACACUUGGCACUGGAUCCAAACUACCUGUGUGCGACGGGGGGUGCUCGCACAAGGCAGCCGUAUACAGACUUUAUAUCUUCCCACACGCCUCACUCUGUGCUGUCGGACGGCUCCCCUUCUGCGCACGGGAACAAAACAUGCAACAGCCAGGGAGGCAGCCACGCAGCAGGUUCCCGCCGGGGUCAGACAGAAGAGCCAUGGGGGCGAGAAGAAGGAACUGCGGACAACAACACGGCUCGUGCAGAUGCUGCAAAACAAGCAGUUAGGAGGUAUGGUCGGAGUGCAACGCUUAAUGACAGAAGCAUCCGUCGUGCGCGCUGUGCUGAGCAAUGCUUUGCGAGGCUGAGAAACAGCAACCCCACCGGAGGAGCGGCCACAACUAAGCUGGACGGCUCCUCGUCCCGACAGGCCGACGCGUUCCCGCCGUCCGCAGAUGCGGAUGGCUUGAAGUGUGCAGGGAUGCCGUCUGCAUUCAGUGGCGUUCAUGAGAGUGUUCUCCCCUUCCCAAGCGCAUAUGCGUCUACCCAUUCGGCGGCAUCUGCUCAGCAGUGGACGUCGACUCCUGGAUCCCCUACGGCCAGCAGAACACCUGCCCUGCACACCGUGGAUGCUCCGGAAGGUUUGCAGCCCAAUUUUUAUGCUCAAAUUUCCGUUGAACACCCCGCAGACGUCUUGCUCCCGCCAGUGCAGGGAGAUCGGCACACCGCUGCCGUCGUCGAAGGGGGGAUGGUUCCCCCCGCAACGAUGCGAGGGCGCCCCCCCCCCCUUCCCGCCAGAGGCUCCGCCAAAAAGAACCUUCCUCAGCCUCUGGCAGCAGCUCCUGCUACCUUCUCGGGCAAAACGGAGGACGCCUGGUGGGUGGCUCACUUUCGAGUCAAGUGUCUUACGAGCGACGUUUGCUACUGGAAUGAGCCGAUAGGCCGCAGUAGAGACGACCUCAGUGUUCUGGUGUAUGCUGGACUGGUCCUGGGACCGGGCAAGUCGCGGGAGAUUGUUGCAGUUAAGCAGCUGCCAGUUGUUGUUUCGAGCCGAGCUGCGGAUUUGUGGAAGGAGGUGCAAGCCUUCUUGUCUAUCAGAGACCCGUUGCUUGUGAACGUGCGAAGGGCUCUUCUGCUGCCUGGAGAAGCUGAUGAAGGAACUUCCCUUUGGGUGAUCACGGAAAAGUGCCAAGGCAGCAUCAUUGAGCUCUUUCCCUCGGGCGCAGUGCCCGCCUCCUUCUUGCAGUCUGCAUUCCCCUCCUCGGGGCUGAACGGCCUGCUGUAUCACCUCCUAAAAGCCGUUCACUCGUUGCACUCGUACUCAAAGAGCGCCCACAUGCGCAUUCAUCCUGGCAACGUCAUGGUGGGGUCGCAGGGAGAAAUCAAACUCGGGGACUGCGCAGGAAACGUCCGAUACCUCAGUAUUCUAGAUCUCCUGCAUGCGGGAGUCCAGGGUGCCAGCAACGCCAAGGCACUCUUACAGUGGAUUCUGGGAACCCCACAAGAAACCUGCUGGAUGGCGCCCGAGUUCGUAUCAUCUUUGAUCAACCUAGACGAAGAGUUGAAGCAGAUGUUGUGGCACUGCAGUAGCAACGGGCUCGACAACAGCCGCUGCGAGGCGGCCUUUAUCCAAGUGGCGCGAACCUUCAAGUGGCGAGCCGAUUUUCUGCAACGGGCAGAUGCGUGGUCUAUUGGCGCUACGCUUUUCUUCAUCGCCUCGGGGGGCCAUCACCCCUACGGUAGUACCAACAACCCCCUGAUCCUCGCCAACAUCCUCGCAGAUAAGAAAGUCAACUUCGACAAGCUAGGCAACUGCCCCUGGCAGGCGGAUUUGCUAGCAGGUCUCGUAAGUCACAACCCUGCCCAGCGCCUCACGAUAACACAGGCACUGCACCAUCCUCUUUUCUGGACUUCCGAAGACAUUGAAAAGUAUUUGCAAGACCUGCGGGCAGCUCUUGAGACCGGAAGUGAGGAAGCGGCGGGGCUCCAAGAGGCGCUGUCGUAUAACAUCGGCUGGGUGGAUUCUUUGAGUCUGAUACCAUCCCCCUUUGCGCUGCUGCCGCUUCUGUUCUCCUACGUCGCGACGCCGUCGGCUUCUCCCCUUUUGCUGUCGGCGCAUCCUCCUCAGAGCGCCUCUUCCUUCCUUGGAUUCCUCGCAUGCAUCUCUGGAGAUAGCCGGAUCGCCGUGGUAGAACGGCGUCUGGCCGUGUCACAGUGUCUGCUAGCGCAUGCAGCCCCCUUCCUCCACAGCGUCUACCUCUUUCUCUUCCCCAAGCUUGCGGAUGGCACCUCUGGCCCACAGCCGCAAGGCGCUCCUUCCCCCCCCGUAAGGAAGGGUCAGCUUUUCUGGGGUUCUACGGAGAAUCUCCCACGUCCGCUGGCUAUUCCAAGUGCCUCCAAGGCAGCUUCCUCGAAGGCUCCUGCAGCGCUGCUCCCGCGAGAGAGCUCGUUGAAGCCCGCUUCUGCUGCUGCUGGAAGCCUCCCGCCCCCUGCCCUUCCCCCCCCAGCGGUAGACAGCGCCUUAGGACAGCGCCUUGGCAGUUUUGCCGCGAAUGCGAAGGCGGUGCAGAUGCCAGCCGCAGCAGCAGCCCUCGCAGCAGCAGCAGCCUCCCUCCGCGUGCAGGCGCUGAUUCGCGAAGGGGUGUGUCUGAGCGGCGUCCAGCCGAAAGCAGGUGGCUUGCGAGCUCCGCGUGACGGCGCAGGGGCAGCAGACAGGGAGGGCAGGCCUGCUGAAGGGAGUCCAAGAGCAGCAACGCGAUCGAAGAAAGGAACAAAAGCGGAAGCCAAGCAGAGGACUGGAGGGGGGCUUAAGGAGGGGCGCUGCUCCUACCCGUGUGCCGCAGAUCGCGUGGGGCCGUCCACGAAAGCGCAGAGUGAGGGGAGGCUUCUUCUUCCACGAGGAAAAGCUGCAGCAGCAGAGCCAGUGUGGGCGUGCCCCACGCCAGGCGUUGGAAAGGCGACGGAAGGAGCAUCGGACCCGCUCAGCGCGAAGCCGAUGCAGGGAGAGGCUCCCCCCCCCCAAACCGAGGCUUCUUCGAGCAGCAGCGGCACAGGAUCUUCGGAGGCUGCGGCGGCUACACCAGCACCUCAGGAAAAACUGCAGCAGGACCAGCAUGCAGCCCCAAGGCCUGCCCGUCCUCUGCAUGCGCCACUGACGCCUGCAAGAGGGUAUCGCGAAGACGCUCAAGCGUCGCGACGCGGCGUCUUUGCUGCGGGGCUUGCGGAAGUAAAAUUCAACCUUAAGCCGAAUGCUGCCCUCUUGCAGAUGCCGGUAGCUGUAAGCACCGUGUCGACAGCGCAUUCGUCGGCGACAGUCAGCGACUUCUGCCACGGCCCCUCGCAGCCCAUCGAGGGAGCCGUCGAGGAGGGCAGCUGGAGGACUGAGGCUGCACCUGGUUCCGCAGCAGACACCUGCCUGCAGAAACUGGAAAAGCAACGGGAGGGAAAGGAUGGCAAGCAGCAUGAAGCGACAGGUCUCAAGCUGGUGGACCCCACGCCUACGGACGUUCCAAAGGAGGCUGUCUCUGGUCAGGCACCACUUGGCCAGUCAGCAGGAGGCGCGGAGAACCUGCGCCGAGACACCUCCAACGCCUGCUGCAUUCAGUAA